AUGACGAGCGACGAUCAGUUCUUCUUUGACUACCUCGCGUCCAUACCCCAUGACGUAAGGCGAUACUCGACCCAGGUUGCCGACUCGAUCGACCGACAAGUCGACCAUGCGGCCACCACGAUCCGAAAUACCCUUUCCGAACAGUCAUGGAUUCCUUCACAGGUGCGCCCGUCCGUGCGCAAUGCUCAGAACAUGCGUCAUCCCCGUGGGUUCACCGACCGGGUGCAAAAUUGGAUGGCUCGGAAUCGCGCAUGGACGGCGGCUAUCCUCGCAUUUGUCGGCACCGGGUGUGUCCUAUACUAUGGGAGUAAGAAGUUGAAUGGAAAACGGAGGAAAGCGAGAAAGGCUGGAAAUGGAGCCCGGAAGGAGAUUGUUGUCAUCGCUGGAUCGCCUCAUGAGCCUAUGACUCGCGCUAUUGCUGCAGAUCUGGAACGCCGUGGAUACAUAGUCUACGUGACCGUGUCAUCGGCAGAUGAAGAGCACAUUGUUCGGUCUGAGAACCGGACUGAUAUCAAGGCGCUGUGGUUGGAUUUGACUGCGGGAACCUCCACACCCUCCGAGCUACAUCCCUCAUUGCAUGAACUGCGCUCACUAAUCACACAACCCCAAUCUCCCCUCCCCGGCAUGCCUCCUCACACCUGCCAGCUGAGCGGCGUCGUGAUUGUGCCAUCCCCCAACUUUGCCGCAGGCCCUGUCGCGACAAUCCCACCUUCAUCAUGGGCCGAUACCGUCAACACCCGUCUCCUCUCCCCGAUCCUCACCGCACAAGUCUUCCUACCACUAUUGACUCUCCGCAACAACAGCAGUACGAUCAUCUUCGCCUACCCAUCCAUCUCAUCAUCCCUGUCAGCACCCUUCGCCGGACCGGAAGUCGCCACAACCCGGGCUAUCUCAGGUUUUGCCACCUCUCUGCGCCAGGAACUCCGCCUCCUCGAACAUGGCAACGUCGAUGUCGUGGAGCUACGACUCGGAAACAUCGACCUGGGCCCUUCAUACCGCAAUGCCCAAAACCAAAUUACCGGCACCGAAGUCCUGGCCUGGAGUGCGCAGCAACGAGCUCUAUACGGCCCGCAGUACCUCUCCAGCAUCGAACAGCGCCCCGUCGCAUCCGCCGGCCCUAGCACCGUGCGCGGAUCACCCGCGCGAAACCUACACCACGCUCUGAUGGAUGCCCUAGAACCGGCAUCCCGGGAUUGGAUUGGCCGGCGUACGCGCAAGAAGUCUAUUAUGUACGUCGGCCGCGGGGCUCGGUCUUACAGCGUGAUUGGCGCGUGGAUGCCCAGCGGUCUUGUGGGAUUAAUGAUGGGGUACCGUAGUGGGCAUUCGGCGCCCAUGGGUAGUCCCAGCAGUGGCAGCGAGACUAGCUGGGAGCGCGUCUAG
Messenger RNA from Penicillium waksmanii, 1380 nucleotides. Its product is annotated as DUF1776 domain-containing protein. The transcript is spliced from 4 exons. Lineage: Eukaryota; Fungi; Ascomycota; Eurotiomycetes; Eurotiales; Aspergillaceae. The record is from RefSeq and is a predicted model, not a curated record. The coding region runs from base 1 to 1380 and encodes 459 amino acids.